Halichondria panicea is the source of this 1818-nucleotide messenger RNA. Its product is annotated as TNF receptor-associated factor 5-like. NCBI's taxonomy places the organism in Eukaryota, Metazoa, Porifera, Demospongiae, Suberitida, Halichondriidae. The transcript has 9 exons. Gene Ontology annotation, molecular function: protein binding; zinc ion binding. Gene Ontology annotation, biological process: signal transduction. The record is from RefSeq and is a predicted model, not a curated record. Bases 162 to 1730 code for a protein of 522 amino acids.
UCCUGUCUCUGAUACAAAGUCAGAUGAGACAUACAUAGUGAGUUGUGCCCUCCUCUCUAGCUAGCUCUGUAGAAGCUACAAGUUUAAGUACAGUAUAAAAGUAGCUUGCUAGAUCAUGAGUCUAAAAUCUAUUAAGUUCAAUAUAGUGGUAGUCAAAGCCAAUGAAUACACUAGUGUGCGUAAGCUGUCAAGAGUACUUGUUCCAUGAUCCCUACCAAUGUGACUGUGGAGACAGACUGUGUAGCAAGUGCUACAACUCUUAUGUUGAGAGCGGCCAGAAGAAGUUCAUCUGUUCAUCCUGCAAUGAAGAGAACAUCGUGGCCAACUGUUUCCGAGACAAGGCAGUGGAGUACGAGCUUCGGAACACCACCCUUAAGUGCCUGAACCAGUCCUGUCCCUGGGAGGGGGAGAGCAGGUUCUAUCAGGAGCAUAAGAAUUCGUGCAAGUUUGGAGCAGUACAAUGCACCAACUCAAUAUACGGCUGUAAAGAGGAACUAAUUAGGAGUCAAUUACAGGACCACCUCAACAAUAAAUGCAACUUUAACCCGAUCACUUGUCGAUGGUGUGGACAACGCACCCUCAAUGAAGACAUUCACAUUCAGAAGGAGUGUGAGAUGGCACUAGACUACUGCCCCAAUGGGUGUGGGGAGAGGUUACCUAGGAGAGAGAUGAUCAAGCAUACUAAAACAGUGUGCACUCACCAAGUAAAAGAAUGUGACUACAAGGACUUGGGGUGCACCUACAAGGGUACCAUCAAGGAACUAACGAAGCAUGCAAAGGAGUACCCCGCAUAUCACACCCAACUAACCUCAGACAACAAAACAGACGCUCUGAAGUCUGAAAUUAGCAAAAUUCGAUCUAAGGUGCUUUCACGACUACAACUAGCUGUGGUGAAAGCUGAGUCAGCAAUUAUCCAACUACAAGAUGGACUCAGUGAGGUAUCUCUGCUAUUACAAACACUUCAAGCAGCCAGUUACGAUGGAACAUUCAUUUGGAAUAUCCCUGAAGUCACUAGGAGAAGACAAGAAGCUAGAAAGGAAAAAACUGCUUCUCUGGAUGGUCAUUUUUUACAAACGCUUCAAGUUACAUUGCCCUCCAAACUAAAGCGAGCUAUGGAAGAUGAACUGCUUAAACUUAAAGUCGAUUUGAGACAUUUGGUCGAAGACUUGAGACCGCUGGCUGCUCAAUGGAGGUCACUAGGAGUGCAUCUUGGAGUGCCCCCUGAAGAGCUCGACUGCAUUGAGAGCCGAGUGGCCACUCCUGAGAACUGUUUCGCUCGAGUGCUGGAUCGAUUCCUCUCCACCCACGCACACACUGGCACUGAUGACAGGAGACUGUGUACAGAGGUCAUCAUUGAGGCUCUGAGAUUUCCGGCCAUAGCCAAGGGCAACCUCUCUAGAGACAUUGAGAGUGGAAAAAUCAAUCUUGUGUACACAGUACGUGGCCUUUUCCGAAUUCUAGGCUGUUGCACAGCUCAAUGGCAACAGUUUGCACUAGCACUGGGUAUAAGCUCUGAUUUCAUCGACAGUCUAAGAAUUGAGCAACAUAACGUGAGUCAGUACUUUUCAGACAUGCUGAGGUAUUGGCUGGAAAAUGGUGAGUGUUGUGUGGCUGAUUUGGUGGACGCUAUAAGGCAUCUGGAUCAUAGGAACCUUGCUGACAAGAUACAAGAACAGUACCGUGGGAAAUGUCUGGUAGUAAACGCACAAGAUACAAGAACAUAUCUUUGAAGAUACAUGCAAGAUAAUUGAAGUCACCAUGCAGAUCACCAAAAGACUAUGUCUAUAAUUAUAUGCAAUAAUUAUAUAAUUAUAACAU